UUAUCAACAGCAACCUCCUCAACCUCAGCCCUACCAACAGCAACCUCCUCAACCACGACCAUAUCAACCGCCUCAACAGCAACCUUAUCAACAGCAACCUCCUCAACUACGACCACAAAAUUAUAAUAAUAACGUGCAAUCCAAUCCAAUGGCACAACAGCAGAAUCACACUUUGCAUAGUAUUCCUAGUGUGCAAAAUCAAGUCCUUCAGCAUCAUUCUAAUCAAUAUCAUCCUGGAAUACAAAAUCAACCAGGACUACAAAGAAAUAAUACAAUGCGACAACAGCAGUAUUCACCUCAACAAAAUUUUCCUGGACAGAAUCCAAAAUCUAAUACUUAUAUCCCAAAUCAACCUCCUUCACAACCAUUUAAUAAUUCAUAUCCUCAUCAUCCCCCUCAACGUCCGGUGGUUCAUCCAUCACAAAAUCCAUAUAAAUGCACAUGUGCAGAUAUAAUGACAAAGUACGUUGAGGAAUUCCAAACCACACGUGGUUAUGAAAUGCCAGGUGAAUGUCAUGCAGGAUACCAUGCCGGUAUGGGAGAUGUUGUAGGAUUAAGAUGGCAUUUAUGUCAUGACAGAAGAGUUGACGGAAAUUAUAAGUUUGUUGAUAUGUCAGAUAAGCUGGUAUUAAUUGCAGCAAGAUACUGCGGAAGAAAGUAUCUAAAUAUUAUGUUUCAAUGUCUUAAAGAAUAUGGAGCAAGUUUUGAAGUUACAACAAAAAAAAAAGGACAAACAGCAUUUCAUUUAUUAUUCUUUAAUAAAGUACUUAGUAACAAAAUCACUUACUCCGAUGAUAAACUUAAUAAAUAUCACAAGGUAUAUUUUCAUGCAAUUAAAUUUCUGAAAGAAGUGGGAUGUAAUAUUAAUGCAAAAGAUGAAGAUGGAAUGACGGUUUUAUCAUAUUUUCUUGGUGAAAAGUUUUUACAUGCACAAAGAACUCCAAUUAUACAAACAUUAUUAGACAAUGGCGCGGAUCCAAAUAUGCCUGUUAACAUAAAAGAUUGGGGAGAAUUUGAUGCAAAAACAUCUUUAUUACAAGCAGUAAGAAAUAAAUGGCCAACUACAGUGUUAGAAUUAAUUGUUAAACAUGGUGUAGAUGUUAAAGCCAUUAACAAUGAAGGUAUGAAUGCAUUAGCUAUAGCUACUCAACAUAAGGACAUGACUACAAUGACUUGGAUGUUAGAUAAUAUUAGUAUAAUAAGUGAUAGUGAUAGUAUUAAAAUUGCUAAAAAGUUUGCUGGGAAUUUUACUACUAAAGAAUCUCAAUUGUUAAGUAAGAAAAGAAACAAAGUAUUACCUAAUGAUUUGUCUUCUUUCUCUUCUACAAGUUCUUCAACUAGUAAUGUUAAUGGUAAUACAUCAAAGAAAAAAUAAAACUAUAAUAAGAGAGAUUCAGUAACAAGAUUUAAUAAUA
Molecule: messenger RNA, 1415 nt
Organism: Rhizophagus irregularis DAOM 181602=DAOM 197198
Lineage: Eukaryota; Fungi; Glomeromycota; Glomeromycetes; Glomerales; Glomeraceae
Source: RefSeq, a predicted model, not a curated record